UCUUUCUAUAAAUAUCAGCGCUUUAAGACAUGCUCUUUUUUUCUCCUCUCUCUCUCAUUUUUUCUUCCUUGUCUCUUCGCCGACCGUUUACCGGCGACACCGCUUUUUGGUUCCCGCCGGGGAGUCUCUCUCCUCGCCAUUUUUAUGCUUUGCAAAGAACAAAAAUAGUCAGUGCAUUUUUCAAGAUUAGAAAAAGAUAAACAAAUGGAUGGGACUAAAGAGAUAGGACUUAGGAAUGUGAGCUCAACAUGUUCAAUAUCUGAAAUGGACGAUUUUGAUCUCUCUCGCCUUCUGGACAAGCCAAGGCUCAACAUUGAGAGGCAGAGAUCAUUUGAUGAAAGGUCACUCAGCGAGCUCUCAAUUGGGCUCACCAGAGGAGGUCUUGAUAUCUAUGAGAGCACAUAUUCACCUGGGGGAAGGUCAGGAUUCGACACACCAGCGUCAUCGACUCGCAACUCAUUUGAACCACAUCCAAUGGUGGCUGAUGCCUGGGAAGCACUUAGGCGGUCUAUAGUGUACUUCAGGGGCCAACCAGUUGGCACAAUUGCUGCAAUUGACCAUGCCUCGGAGGAGGUUUUGAAUUAUGAUCAGGUUUUUGUACGAGAUUUUGUACCUAGUGCCCUGGCUUUUCUGAUGAAUGGUGAGCCUGAGAUAGUUAAGAACUUCCUCUUGAAGACACUUCAUCUUCAAGGGUGGGAAAAGAGAAUAGAUCGAUUCAAGCUUGGUGAAGGGGCAAUGCCAGCUAGCUUUAAAGUUCUUCAUGAUCCUGUUCGGAAAACAGAUACUCUUAUUGCAGAUUUUGGUGAGAGUGCAAUUGGAAGAGUAGCUCCUGUUGACUCUGGUUUCUGGUGGAUCAUUCUGUUGCGUGCAUAUACCAAGUCUACUGGGGAUUUGUCUCUUGCAGAGACUCCAGAGUGUCAAAAAGGGAUGAGACUUAUAUUGACUCUGUGCUUGUCAGAGGGGUUUGAUACAUUUCCAACCCUUCUCUGUGCGGAUGGAUGCUCUAUGAUUGAUCGCAGAAUGGGAAUUUACGGUUAUCCUAUUGAAAUUCAAGCACUUUUUUUCAUGGCGUUGAGGUGUGCUUUGUCAAUGUUGAAACAUGAUACAGAAGGAAAAGAAUGUAUUGAGAGAAUUGUGAAACGAUUGCAUGCCUUGAGUUAUCACAUGCGCGGUUACUUCUGGUUAGAUUUUCAACAAUUAAAUGAUAUAUACAGAUAUAAAACUGAGGAGUACUCGCAUACUGCAGUAAAUAAGUUCAAUGUAAUUCCUGAUUCAAUCCCAGAUUGGGUAUUUGAUUUUAUGCCUACACGAGGUGGCUAUUUUAUUGGUAAUGUUAGUCCUGCAAGGAUGGACUUUCGGUGGUUUGCUUUAGGUAAUUGUGUUGCCAUUCUCUCAUCUCUUGCCACUCCCGAGCAGUCAAUGGCUAUCAUGGAUCUUAUAGAAUCUCGCUGGGAGGAGCUGGUUGGAGAAAUGCCUAUGAAAAUAGCUUAUCCAGCAAUAGAAAGCCAUGAAUGGCGAAUUGUAACUGGUUGUGACCCCAAGAACACCAGAUGGAGUUACCAUAAUGGAGGAUCUUGGCCAGUGCUUUUAUGGAUGCUAACUGCCGCAUGCAUCAAAACGGGCCGACCACAAAUUGCAAGACGCGCGAUUGAUCUUGCUGAGACCCGUCUGCUGAAAGAUGGCUGGCCAGAAUAUUAUGACGGGAAAGUUGGGAGAUUUAUCGGUAAACAGGCAAGGAAGUACCAGACAUGGUCAAUUGCUGGGUACUUGGUGGCAAAGAUGAUGCUAGAGGAUCCUUCACAUUUGGGGAUGAUUUCUCUAGAAGAGGACAAACAAAUGAAACCAGUGAUUAAGAGAUCAACUUCAUGGACUUGCUGAUGAAGAGACAAACAAGCAAGCAAGCAAGAAAAGAAAACAGAAGGUGAGAAACGUUGGAUUUCUUUGAAGCACAAUUCUUUUUUGCUGGUUUGUGGUUGCAGGUCCGAUUGAGAGUUUGGUUGUGUACGAUAGUUUUUCUGCUAAGGCUAAUGUCUUUGCUUUUAAAAUAAGAGAAACAUGUUGCUGUUGUAUUAAAAAAAAAAAAAGAAAUUUUGAAUGGCAUUUUGGAAAUGCUAUCGUCAAUUUAUAUUAGCAUUUGACAGCAGAAAUGGAACAACAUUUAUCUUCA
Messenger RNA from Manihot esculenta (cassava), 2167 nucleotides. Its product is annotated as probable alkaline/neutral invertase D. Gene Ontology annotation, molecular function: endo-alpha-N-acetylgalactosaminidase activity; sucrose alpha-glucosidase activity. Bases 205 to 1878 code for a protein of 557 amino acids. Gene Ontology annotation, biological process: sucrose catabolic process. The record is from RefSeq and is a predicted model, not a curated record. The transcript is spliced from 5 exons. Lineage: Eukaryota; Viridiplantae; Streptophyta; Magnoliopsida; Malpighiales; Euphorbiaceae.